Spodoptera exigua (beet armyworm) is the source of this 1347-nucleotide messenger RNA. Lineage: Eukaryota; Metazoa; Arthropoda; Insecta; Lepidoptera; Noctuidae. The record is from the annotation of a GenBank genome assembly.
AUGACCAUAAUGCCUACUGAACAGGCUUUCAAAGCCGCCACAGUUCCUCAAAUCUCCUCCCCAAAGUGGGAGUCCUAUGUGUUCAAUAAUAAGGAGUACAUCGUCCAAGUAAUGGCCGUCAACUGGGAGAACGCCAAGAUCCUCUGCCGGGGCUACCACAACGGCACCCUUGCCAUAUUAGACACCAGAGACAAGGCAGAGUUCUUAGCUGAAGCAUUAUCAGAGUCGCAAUUCUCUUUAGCGUCAGUUUGGGUGGGUGCUCGCCGUGAUUCAGCUGAAGAUGCAGCUGGAUAUCGAUGGGGCCCUGGCAUGGAACUCAGAAGAACUGCUCUCGACGUUCUCGGCAGUGAACAGGAUAAUAAUGCCGCCAGACACUAUCCUAUGUGGCUGAACAGGACCCUCGUCCCUGUACCAGAGACGGGAGCUGACUGCGUGGCCUUGGAAAGAGUCAACCAUGACCACCCCGUGUUCCUCGAUCUGCCAUGCCAUUUAGAACGAGCUUUUGCAUGCGAAAGAGGUAUCGAGAACGCCUGGGUGGGAGCCAAGGGGAACCUCGGUCGAUGGUCUUGGAUAGAUACGGGAGUCAGCCUAUUCCAGAUGCCAGAGUUUACAGACGCUACGCCAGGUACCUGGCCACCUAUGAGGGACAGAAACAACAUCAAACAAAGCGGUUGCCUUCAACUGGAUAGACACGAGUCUCAUUCCCCUGUCUUCCUGGAGUCGCGCUGUGAAAGGAAGAUGCAAUUCAUAUGUUAUGAAGGCACAGGUUCUCAAACAAUAACGCCAGCGACACCUAGCGACGACAUGUAUUACUAUGUGUUGGUAAGGCAAUUAUUAUACUGGCAACACGCAAACCAGAAUUGCGUAAAACUGAACGGAACCCUCGCGUAUUUUGAUAACAACGACGCUCUGAUACAACUGCUGCUUGUUAUGGGGGAGAAUAAAGAAGAACCAAUCGAACACAUCUGGAUCGCUGGGCGUCUGAAUAUGACGAAAGAUAUAUUAACUGACACCGUCCGUUACUCCUGGUACAAUCCCAACAAUGGGAAAAGAAUCCCAGACCCCAAGGCAGCAGACAGCUUCCACCCAGGAACAUAUAUGCCGCCGUGGUUGGAUGAAGAAUACACAAUGGACAACUCGUGCCUAAACUUGGACCGACAAGAUCACCUCAUUGGCCUUGUUUAUGGAUUGCCAUGCGAUACAGCGCAGUAUUCUAUUUGUAUGAUAGAAAAAACACCAAAAAGGGCGGUAGUUAUACCAGCACCGGCCGUGCUGCCGCCGCCCACGACCUCCGCUGUCCCGCAGCCACCGGUCACUGCUAUCACUGAAGGAUACGAGUCGCCAUGA